Messenger RNA from Coffea eugenioides, 1108 nucleotides. Its product is annotated as protein EXORDIUM-like. The record is from RefSeq and is a predicted model, not a curated record. The transcript has a single exon. NCBI's taxonomy places the organism in Eukaryota, Viridiplantae, Streptophyta, Magnoliopsida, Gentianales, Rubiaceae. The coding region runs from base 93 to 1043 and encodes 316 amino acids.
UUCACUAGUACCUCUAACCCCGAUCUUUCAUUAAUACAAAUCCUCGUUCAGCAUCAAAGUUUUUUUUUGUUAGUCUCCUCCAAGUUUAAAACAUGGCCUCUAAGAUUUUCUCUCAGAUCACAAUGCAACUGCUGAUGCUUGCAUUGGUUUUCAAUGUUGUUUUCGCUGGAAGAGUCCUCCUCCAAGAAAAUAUGCUUUUUCAAUACCACAAGGGCCCUCUCCUUACAGGGAAAGUCUCAAUUAAUCUCAUUUGGUAUGGACAAUUCAAGCCAUCCCAAAGAGCUGUUAUAUCUGAUUUCAUUACCUCCCUCUCAUCGCCCCAAUCGCAAGUCCAGCCCUCAGUUGCAGCUUGGAUCAAGUCCACUGAUAAAUACUACAGCCUGAUCAAGUCCAAGAAUCCAGUCGAGCUCGCACUUGGCACCCAAAUUCUGGACGAGAAAUAUUCUUUAGGCAAACCCCUGAAAAUGCAGCAAAUUGAACAGCUGGCUGCCAAGAAUGGCCAAGUCAAUGCCAUCAAUGUAGUCCUGACUUCGUCCGACGUAGCUGUUGAAGGGUUCUGCUCUAGCAAAUGCGGGACUCAUGGUUCUCUCCCUUCCAAACAAACUACAAUCGUUCAGAAGAACAAAAGUAAUGCUCAAAAGUUUACUUAUAUUUGGGUUGGAAAUUCAGAAACUCAGUGCCCGGGUCAAUGUGCCUGGCCAUUCCACCAGCCCCUCUACGGACCACAGAGCCCACCGUUGGUUGCACCAAACAAUGAUGUGGGUAUGGAUGGAAUGGUGAUCAAUCUGGCUAGCCUUUUGGCCGGGACUGUCACCAACCCUUUUGGGAAUGGCUACUAUCAGGGACCAGCAACUGCACCACUUGAGGCUGCAUCGGCAUGUCCCGGAAUUUAUGCUAAAGGGGCUUAUCCGGGCUAUGCCGGGAACUUGCUUGUGGACUCUGCAACUGGUGCUAGCUACAACUGCAAUGGCGUCAACGGAAGGAAGUACUUGCUUCCUGCUCUUUUUGAUCCCACCUCAAAUUCGUGUUCCACUUUGGUUUGAACUUCUUAAUUAUAGGUGUGGCUUGUACAUAGAAAUUAUGAUAUGUGAGGAUGGCCAAAAAAAAA